Ipomoea triloba (trilobed morning glory) is the source of this 1356-nucleotide messenger RNA. Its product is annotated as zinc finger BED domain-containing protein RICESLEEPER 2-like. Bases 1 to 1356 code for a protein of 451 amino acids. Gene Ontology annotation, molecular function: DNA binding. The transcript is spliced from 2 exons. Lineage: Eukaryota; Viridiplantae; Streptophyta; Magnoliopsida; Solanales; Convolvulaceae. The record is from RefSeq and is a predicted model, not a curated record.
AUGGAGAGUAUUAGUUUGUCUGGGCAACCUCCUCCUAUACUAUCUAGUGAGGAACUUACUGGGGUGGAAGUAGAAGCUGUGGAGAGAAAUCAAUCUCAGCAGCAAAAUGUGCCUCCUCCUCAAUCUGUUCCUUCAAAAAAAAGAAAGGAGGUUGAAACCAGAUCCCCGGUAUGGGAUCAUUUUGAGAAGGUCAAAGACAGUAGUGGAGUGGUUAUGCAUGCAAGGUGUAUUUAUUGUGCAAAAUUAUAUGGUGGUCAGUCAAAAAAGCAUGGCACAUCUUCCUUAAGGCAUCAUAUGCUUAACUGCCUAAAGAAUCUUCACUCCAAAGAUGUUAGACAAUCUCUGCUAACAUUUCAGCCUGUGGUUAGUCCUAGUCCAGAGACGGGGGUUAAUGUGGGGGUCUUAACUACUUGGGUGUUCAAUCAAGAUGCAAUUAGGAGGGCCCUAGCAGAAAUGAUACUCAUUGAUGAGCUUCCUUUCAGAUUUAUUUUUUCUGAUGAGAGGGUAAAUCUGAAGAAACUGUUUAGGACUUCCUGCCAAAGAGUUAGUAUCACAACUGAUACUUGGACAUCUGUCCAAAGGAUAAACUAUAUGUGCAUCACUGCACAUUUUAUAGAUAACCAAUGGAAGCUACACAAAAAGAUCAUAUCAUUUGUCCCUGUCACCUCACAUAGGGGGGAAUACAUUGCCAAAGCCUUAGAAACCUGUCUUCUAGAGUGGGGGCUAAAAAAUAUAUUCACUGUGACUGUUGACAAUGCCUCUAGUAAUGACACUGCUAUGGGUUUCUUCAAAAAGAAGUUGCUGUCUUGGGGGGUUUCUUCUGUGAAAUGCAAUUAUGUGCACAUGAGAUGCAUUGCACAUGUCUUAAAUUUGAUUGUCCAGGAUGGGUUAAAGGAUGUAGACAGUUCUGUAAAGAAGGUGAGGGAUGCAAUUAGAUAUGUGAGAAAUUCUCCUGCUAGGCUAAAAAAAUUCAGGGACCUUGCUGAUUUAAUAGGGGUGGAAGCCAAGUCUAGUUUGACUCUUGAUGUACCAACUAGAUGGAACUCAACCUACUUGAUGCUUAAGAAUGCAGUCACGUAUCAAAAGGUAUUUGAGGCCUAUGAAGAAAAUGAUAGUUCAUUCUCUACUGAUUUAGGUGAAUCUGUCCCAGAUUUUAUGGAUUGGUAUUCUAUUGAGCAUAUGGUGAAGUUGCUUAAAUGUUUUUAUGAGAUGACCCUAAGGAUUUCUGGUUCUUUGUAUGUGACUGCCAAUAAUUUCUUCUCUGAAAUUUCUGACUUGUCUUGCAUGCUGUCUGAAAUGGUGGAAGCUGAAUCUGCCUCUAAAUCUGAUGGGUUUAAAUAUGAAAACGAAGUUUGA